GUAUAUGUGCCUUUAACUUUAGUAUAGCUGAAAAUAUAGACCAAUAUGAAUUUAUUGGAGUAUUUUAUUUUAUAGUGUCAAAAAAUUUGUAUAGAAUGAUUAAUAAAUUAAAUGCGUAUAAUUGUAUCGUAGACGCAUGAUCCCCGUAACCGUCUACGAGAACUUAGAAAUGGCAACUGGAGGUAGUAGUUUCAUAAGUAAACCAGCCAGAGGAUGGUUACACCCUGAUCACUUAGUGAGUAAAGAAGGAAUUACUUAUACUGUUAAAUACAUCGGAUGUUUGGAAGUAUAUACAUCUAUGAAAAGUUUAGAUUUUGAAACAAGAUCAUGUGUUGCCAAAGAAUGUAUAAACAGAGUUUGUGAAGCAGCUGGUUUAAAAUCUGCAGACAAAAAAAGAAGAGUGGAUAGAAAAGUGUUAAGAGCAAUAGCAGACAAACCUCGCAUGGAACAUACAGGUGCUACAAUAAAUUUGACCAUUAGUAGCUGCAGUUUAGCUUUGACUAAUAUAGAAACUGGACACAUUAUUGCCAAACAUGAAAUGCCACGUAUAUCUUUUGCUUCAGGAGGAGAUACAGAAAUACUGGAUUUUGUUGCAUACGUUGCUAAAAACAUGCAAGAAUGGCGUGCUUGUUAUGUACUAGAAUGUGGAGGAGGACUAGCUCAAGAUGUUAUAUCCACAAUUGGUCAAGCUUUUGAAUUACGAUUUAAAGAAUUUCUUACAAAACCAGCUUCAUUACACCCUAUAUUAAAUGGCAUAAGAGAAGCAGAUAGAGAUUAUUAUAAUGAUUUGCCUGGCAAGGUACCACCAGAUAUUGGACCUCCACCAGUUCCACCUUUACCAACUUCAGCAUCAACUUUACCCAAUUUAAAACAUCAUCAUUCUGUUCAAAAUCACAUGUCACGAAGCACUGUACAAAAUUCUGUUUUGCAUGAUACAUUUUCUGUCAAUCCUGAUAGACAUCAUCAACAAUGGGCAGAAACUGGUAACUUGAUUGAUUUAAAUUCUGAUGGAACAUCAACAAAUUUCAAUAUUCCUCCUGAACAUAACUAUGUAAAUGACAGUGUUAUAGCAGCUACGAGAGAAAGUCAUCGUGAUCAGACAUCACUUUUUGAUGUGUUUGACAUGCAGCCGUUUAGUUCUGCAAUAUCAGAUAUGAAUAGAUUAAGUCCACAUUCUCAAAAACAACAAUUAAAACAAGAGAUGUGGUUUCAUGGCAGUGUUAGUCGGGCUGAAGCAGAAUCAAUGCUAACAAGGGAUGGUGAUUUUUUGGUUCGAGAAUCUCAAGGCUCACCUGGUCAAUAUGUCCUCACUGGUAUGAAUAAUGGUACACCAAAACAUUUAUUACUAAUUGAUCCAGAAGGUGUAGUUCGCACGAAAGAUCGCGUUUUCGAUAGUGUUAGUCAUUUAGUAAAUCAUCACUGUGACAAUGUAUUACCAAUUAUAUCUGCCGACAGUGUUUUAGUACUUCGAUAUCCAAUUGCCAGACGUGUAAAUAAUUGAUUUUUACAAAUUUAUAAUAGUGCUCAAAA
Messenger RNA from Eufriesea mexicana, 1530 nucleotides. RefSeq names its product SHC-adaptor protein (gene Shc). Bases 137 to 1501 code for a protein of 454 amino acids. The record is from RefSeq and is a predicted model, not a curated record. Gene Ontology annotation, molecular function: receptor tyrosine kinase binding. Gene Ontology annotation, biological process: intracellular signal transduction; cell surface receptor protein tyrosine kinase signaling pathway. The transcript has 11 exons. NCBI's taxonomy places the organism in Eukaryota, Metazoa, Arthropoda, Insecta, Hymenoptera, Apidae. Gene Ontology annotation, cellular component: plasma membrane.